UAUAAAGGUCGGAUACCUUACAAUUACUCCAAUAACCAUAAAGUUUACUUAUUGACAGCGGUGGAACAAAUUUAUUCCGUGUUGAGUCUUGCUAGCAUCAAUGCGGCAUUCAAUACUCUGUUUCCAACAAUGAUGUUUCAAAUUUGUGCUAAACUUAAUAUUCUCAAAUAUCGUUUUAAAAUGACGAUCAAACAAUUAGAGAAUACGGAGGAUAAUAAGCUGGGUGAAAAAAUCUGCGGUCGAACUCAAAAACAACUGAUUGCAAAUUGGGUGGAAAGUCAUAUUAAACUUUUAAAUUUAUUUAAUUCUGUUAAUACGUUAUUCACAAGCGCUAUUUUUAUUCAUUAUAUUGUUAAUUCAAUUUUACUGUGUACUAUUGCAAUGUUCGCAACAUUUGAAAAUCUCCGUAAUGUAAUUUUUGAUACCAAAUGGUAUACCACUAAAAAGGCUGUCCAAAAAUCGAUGAUUAUAAUAAUGUCUCAGUCAAUAAUACCUGUCGAAUUCGUCAGUGGAUACUUUGUUAGUUUAUCACUAGAUUCAUUCAAAAAGAUAAUCAAGCUAUCAUAUACGAUUUACAAUGUUCUGGAGUGA
Messenger RNA from Cotesia congregata, 591 nucleotides. Lineage: Eukaryota; Metazoa; Arthropoda; Insecta; Hymenoptera; Braconidae. The record is from the annotation of a GenBank genome assembly.